GCAGCAACAGCCGGCGGACGAGGAAGGGGGAAAAUGAGGUAAGCGGCUUCCCUUCUCCGAUCGAUCCAGGAAGGAUAGGAUCGAUUGGUUUUCCUGGAUUACCAUUUUACCGGAAAGAAAAGCGUGCCGAAAUAAAGGUUUUAGUAAUCAUUACUGGCAGAGAAGAGUUCGGCAUGUUGUGAAGCACGUGAUAUUUCAGCAUAACUCAAAUCCAUAACAAGUUGCAACAGAAACACCAGUGUUACGUAACCAGUUAUGCUGGUGUAAUUGUUUCAGAGAGAGAAUUAUCCUUAAAACAAAGAGGCUCAUGGAAAUGGCCAGUGUUCUUUGUAACAGAACUAGACUGGUGACGUACCUGCCAGGAUUUUAUUCUUUGGUUAGAAGGGUUGUAACUCCCAAGGCUUUUUCCACAGCAGGAUCAUCUGGCUCAGAUGAGCCUUCUGUUGCUGCUGCACCACCUGAUAUAUGUCCAAGAACUGUGUGGCCAGAUGAAGUAAUGGGGCCUUUUGGUCCACAGGACCAACGAUUCCAGCUACCCGGUAACAUCGGCUUUGACUGUCACCUAAAUGGUACAGCCUCGCAAAACACAACACCAGUUCACAAAAGGUUGCCUGACAUUUUAGUGGAGCCUUUGGCGAGUGAAAGGCAAGAGUUUGUGAUGGCUCAGUACAUCAAUGAGUUUCAGAGUACUGAUGUUCCUCAUAAGCAAGUUAAUAAUGCAAAAGUAUACUUUGAAGCUGCCAAGGUUGAAUGUGCAAUACAAACAUGCCCAGAACUAUUGCGCAAAGAUUUCGAGUCAAUGUUUCCAGAAGUGACCUCCAAUAAUCUAACCAUAUUAACGGUAACUCAGAAAACUGCAAAUGAUAUGACCGCCUGGAGUGAAGAAAUUGAAAGUGAGCGAGAGACUCUCGUCGAAAAUUUUAUUAACGGUGCCAGGGAAAUUUGCUCUGCUUUGUUAGCUGAAGGCUAUUGGGCAGAUUUCAUUGAUCCAACUUCAGGAUUGGCAUUUUUUGGCCCGUAUACAAACAACACCCUUUUUGAAACUGACGAACGUUAUCGCUAUUUAGGAUUUUCCAUUGAGGACCUUGGCUGCUGCAAAGUUAUUCGUCAUAAUCUCUGGGGAACACAUGUAAUAGUAGGAAGCAUUUUCACCAACGCUGCACCUGACAGCCCUAUUAUGAAGAAACUCAGUGGAAAUUAAUUACAUGGCACCAUGUAGUCUUACUCAAGCACUGGUCAUUAAACACUGUUGGGAAAAAUCAAGUGUUAAAUUACACUGACUGAAAGAUUUUAAAAAUCUGUUAGUCACAGUGGGAUGUGUCUGCACAAUCUAUAAUGGUAGUUCAUCAUUUUAUUUGAGAGGUGCAUGUAUGUAAUGCUAAGCUAUGUUUCUCCUGUUACAAAUGAAAUGAAUAUUCUUAUUUUGGAGCAUGAAUCCUUGACAUUCUAAUGCAAUUCCAUUAGUAUGUCUCUGACCAAAUCUGUAACUUAGGUAAAGUUGCAAAAUACUUUGUAAAUUGCAGGUACAGCAGUAUUAAUACAAAUUACAAAUUAUUUGGGAGUUUGCCUAAUUUUGAACAAAACCAAUUUUGAGAGAAGAACAUUCACAGUUGUGCAAUUGGCUAUGAUUAAAGAAAAUUAAUCUCAACCCCUGAUUUGUACCAGACCCCAUAUUGUUUUGUUUCUGCUUUCUAUAUUUAUUUGCAGUGUAUAAUUUAUUUCAAGUGGGCAUGUACUACACAUAUUUGAAAACAGGGUGCUACUUCACAGUGAUUGUAAAGCACAACAUAUGUUGCAGAAGUUAAGUUUUACCCCUUUUAAAGGCUUUCAUCGGCUUUGCAUUCAGUUAGUAUGGUGAAGCAGUGGGUUGGACUUACAGACCCAUUAGUGGAACAUACCACAUAAUGUGAAUUUUUGGCACGCUGUCAAAAUGUGGAUUUUUGUCAAGUUGCUUCCCAAGUGGAUAGGACUUGUGUGCAUUAACAACCAUGAACAUGCAGGAGCUAAACUGAGCUGUGGGGGAAGUCCAGAUGGGUCCCACAGCCCUGGGAGCCAGCAGUCCUAAAGCUUGAAGAGAGACUGCUGGGUCUGUGUGGUUUCCAUUGAAAAUUCCACUGUAUCCAACUCAUUCACUUGAAAUACAUUUCUAACUAUUUAAUAGGAUUAACCACAGAAAUACUUACAUAACUGCCGCAUCCAUUAACACACAUACUAGAUGAAUUUUAGAAAUCAUUGUCAGGUGGAUUACACCAGUAUAAAAUUUUUAAAUCCUUUGGGAGGGGGAGGGGAGAUGUCUAAAAACUCUGUAAGAUCUCAUUGCUGCUGCUGGUAACCCAUAGGACACUGUGACAUCUUCCUCCUACUUACAAGCAAGAUACCUGAGAGUCUCUGAUCUCUUGGGGCAGAUUUAUCCCAGUGUUGAAUACAGGUAUGCACUGAAUUCUGUCCAUGGCUAUCUUGGGUGGGGGUUUUUUUCUGAAUGAAUUUGUUUGGUGUGGAAUUAGGGUGGAUCCCGUGUGUUUAUCUUGGUUCUCUGUGGAGUACUAAGACAGUAAUUGGCUAAAGGUCAAUGCUGAUGUUAGAUAUUCUUAGUAUCAUAGAUUUCUCUGGUUAACAGUCAAUAUCUGGCUUCCUCCGGUUGUGCCAAAGCUGUCAAAGCUAAAAUCCAGUAGAUUUCUAUGCAAAUAAUGCUUUCCAUGGGUAAGAGACUGGCAGUUUGGGUGUAUGUUUCUGGUGGGAUAUUUUUUGUUUGAUAAUGUGUUAUUUUUUCUAGUGUAAUCUUGUUUACAGAGGUUAAAGGUGCUACGUGUUGUGCUCUCAUUAUUUGCAGCCUGUUUUACACAGAGAAUAGAAUGAGUUAUUAGGAAAUGAUAUACUUCGUGGGGAAAUGGGAGUUUUGAGUGAUUUUCUAUGUUUACAGAAAUCUGUAUUUAGAGAAAUAGUGCAGCUGUAAGUAGGCUGUGCUAGACUCUCUUUCUGGAGCGCCAGUUUUGAUUUUGAGCGGUUAUUUUUACCAGUGGAGAAUUUGUUUUCAGACAGGAAGCAUUUUAAAAAACACAUCAUCCCUUCCUCCUCAGUAUUGGUCUGCCCUGUCAUCUCAUGCUGCUGCAUGUCUAGACCAGGCUUCAGGCUUCCUAAUCAUAAUGUGAUUAAAACCGUCUUCAAAAUUGUUCUUUCUUAAAUGGCUCUCUGAUUCCUAAACUGGGCAUUUUAUCUGCUGUGUAACAAGAAGCCUGCACGUACACAUCAGCAGAAGCAGCACUGCAUCACUAACACAGUUCUAGUCCCUGUUGGUGCUAGAGGGUCAGGGCUGCUCCACUGAGACUCUGGCUCCCUCUUCCAACCAACCACCCAGCCUCUUUUUGUGACCAGUCUGCAGCACACAGUGGAAAAUUCUGAGUGCUUGAGAAGCCAUACCAACAGCAGCUGCUGGCCAAGCUUAAUGUUAACAUAGAUUCUGAACAAGAGUGCAGAAUAAAUCCUGUGGGCUUUGGAACAGUUUGUUUUUGAGAAAGUUCAAAGUGAAAUAUUCCUAUUGUGAUCAACAUACUAAAAAUUACUUUUAUUUUUUUCUACAGAUCAUAAGUAUACCACAGUGAGAUUACUGUUUUACAGAAAAACGAGAAUUAAGAUUCUAUCAGAUAGUGUUAGACACAGUAACUUUAGCCACUAGCUAAAUUACGCUGGAUGUAAACUUGCUGUUAUACUAACCAAAUGCUCCAAGGAGUAUUGUGUGUCGAUGCUUAUUGCAAGUAUUUACAUCCUAUCUGUGCGUUGUGUUGUAGUAAUACAAGGAGUGGUGAAAACUUGUAGAAGAGAACAGGCUGCUUAGUUUAUACCUCUCAAGAACCAUGGAUUCAAAACUACACUAACAGUAGUAAUGUAGCUACAUUUAGCAGUAUCCUUUCUGUAUUAAGGUAAACUCUUUAUGUUGUCAGCUUUGUACUGAAUACAAGGGGAAUGAUUUAAAACUAACUUAUUUGUUACUGUUCCUUUUUUUGCAAAGCAAGUACAUGGUUAUUUCCUAGCAUUUGUCAAUAAAUCACCUUUCUUUCUGAAA
Molecule: messenger RNA, 4060 nt
Organism: Sphaerodactylus townsendi
Lineage: Eukaryota; Metazoa; Chordata; Lepidosauria; Squamata; Sphaerodactylidae
Gene: MMADHC
Product: metabolism of cobalamin associated D
Exons: 8
Coding region: 308-1201 (297 amino acids)
Biological process (GO): cobalamin metabolic process
Cellular component (GO): mitochondrion
Source: RefSeq, a predicted model, not a curated record